AACUGUUUCUGGGAUUUACACACUAUUGUUGCAAUUCACAAUGACUAAGCACUGGCUUUCAGCAUCACUCAUUGGAAUGUCCCUCCCAUUAGUCUAAACAACUGCGUCCGGUGCUGUGCGCUUCCUGGUUAUGGCUAUUAUAAUACAGUUUACUCGAGUGCAAGUGUCACUCCUUACACUCCGGCGAUCGCUUUCACCCUCUUGUAGACUUCUCAGUCGGACCAUGGCUUCUGACACGGUCACCCGGUUCGAUUUUCUGGUCAUAGGCGGUGGAUCUGGGGGGCUGGCCGGUGCCCGGAGGGCGGCGGAGUUGGGGGCUUCCACCGCCGUGAUCGAGAGUCACAAACUUGGAGGUACCUGCGUGAACGUGGGCUGCGUCCCCAAGAAGGUAAUGUGGAAUGCGGCUGUGCAUGCAGAGGUAGCUCAUGACCGAGCGGACUAUGGUUACCUUGGUGGCAACGCUCAGUUCAGCUGGCACAUGCUCAAAAGCAAGAGGGAUGCUUACGUUGGUCGACUAAAUCAGAUCUAUCAGGGGAAUCUCGACAAGGCAAACAUUGAGUCCAUCCAUGGCCUUGCAUCCUUCACUGACGACCCUGAACCCACAGUAGAGGUCAAUGGGAAGAAGUAUACAGCACCACACAUUCUCAUUGCCACAGGAGGCCGACCGUCUGUCCUCAGCGACAAUGACAUCCCAGGUGCGAAUCUUGGCAUCACCAGUGAUGGUUUCUUUGAACUUGAUACCCUUCCAAAACGCAGUGUUAUUGUGGGGGCUGGGUAUAUUGCUGUGGAGAUGGCUGGCAUCCUCUCCACUUUGGGGUCCAAGACAUCAGUCAUCAUUCGACAGGGUGAGGUAUUGAGGAACUUUGAUUCCUUCAUAAGCGCAAGUUGCACCAGAGAGUUGGAAAAUGCUGGGAUUGAAUUGUGGAGGAACACACAGGUGAAGUCAGUCAGGAAAAUGAACCAAGGUCUGGAGGUCACACUGGUCACCAGAGACCCAGAGAAAAAGGAAGAGGACAAGAUCGGGGUCAUUGAUGAAGUGGACUGCUUUCUCUGGGCUAUAGGCAGAGAGCCUAACACUAAUGGACUCCACAUCAGUCAUAUGGGUGUGGAGGUCGAUGAGAAGGGUCACAUUGUGGUGGAUGAAUUUCAAAACACCACCCGUCAAGGAAUCUACGCGGUUGGAGAUGUUUGCGGCAAGGCCCUCCUUACUCCUGUUGCUAUCGCCGCGGGCCGAAAGCUUGCCCAUCGACUCUUUGAAAACAAGCCAGAGUCUAAAGUGGACUACAGCAACAUUCCCACCGUGGUGUUCGCCCACCCACCUAUAGGCACCGUGGGACUCACAGAGGAGGAGGCCAUCAAAAGCUGGGGGAAGGAGAAUCUGAAGACCUACCAAACCUCAUUCACGCCCAUGUACCAUGCCGUCACCACCCGCAAGACUCAGUGCGCCAUGAAGCUUAUCUGCGUGGGCAAGGAGGAGAAGGUGGUUGGCCUCCACAUGCAGGGCCUUGGCUGUGAUGAGAUGCUGCAGGGCUUCGCUGUUGCGAUCAGGAUGGGCGCCACCAAAGCGGACUUCGACAACACCAUUGCCAUCCACCCCACCUCCUCAGAGGAGCUGGUGACCAUGCGCUAAUCUCAAGACCAUCAGUGCCUUCUUUCUAUGCACUGCCCUGCUGGUAUAUAAAAGAAAACACAACAGACUAUGGGAAAGGGGAUAUUUACACGCACUUUCUAUGCUACUGUUUGACCAUAAGGUACCACUGUGACUUAGUCUUGUGUUGUACUUCUCGUAUAUAAGCAUUGAGAGACAUCUGGAUGGACCAAAAGAAUGAAGUGCCGGUGUAGGCUGCUCCAGAGCCGGUUUCUCGGAUUUGAACCAUUACAAACUCCAGUGUAUAUGAAGUGGACUUGCUUAGGCAGUGAUCUGUCAAGUGGUCGCAGAGAAAGCGGUGUAAAUUUCCCAACUCUGGUGUUCGCACAUUCAACUACCUAGCGCUUCUUUACAAAAUUACAAACAGGACCCUGCUUCAGCUUGGUCACCAUUUCACCAAAUGUGUUGUACAUUUAUUAUUUUAAUAAAUCUGGAAUUUUUAGUAAACAGUUGUACCUUGUUGACGUGUUUUGUAUUGUUAUAGAUCUGAAAAAUUAAAUUUCUAAUUUGUUGUUCAA
Molecule: messenger RNA, 2166 nt
Organism: Alosa sapidissima (American shad)
Lineage: Eukaryota; Metazoa; Chordata; Actinopteri; Clupeiformes; Clupeidae
Gene: gsr
Product: glutathione reductase
Exons: 13
Coding region: 131-1630 (499 amino acids)
Biological process (GO): cell redox homeostasis; glutathione metabolic process; cellular response to oxidative stress
Cellular component (GO): mitochondrion; cytosol
Molecular function (GO): flavin adenine dinucleotide binding; NADP binding; glutathione-disulfide reductase (NADPH) activity
Source: RefSeq, a predicted model, not a curated record